Molecule: messenger RNA, 1923 nt
Organism: Polistes dominula (European paper wasp)
Lineage: Eukaryota; Metazoa; Arthropoda; Insecta; Hymenoptera; Vespidae
Product: putative chitinase 2
Biological process (GO): carbohydrate metabolic process; chitin catabolic process
Cellular component (GO): extracellular region
Molecular function (GO): chitin binding; chitinase activity
Source: RefSeq, a predicted model, not a curated record
UGGUGGGGGUGCACCUUUCCAAAAUUUGUUGACUAAAAAAAAAAAAAAGGUCAUCCAGUUUUCGAAAUUCCAAAUGGAUCGUACGCCACGAAUUUUGGAUCGUACAGGGCCUCAAAUUAUCGUACGAAUGGGAUCGCUGUUUCUUCGCUCCUUUUCUUGCUAUUAACAUCAUUAGUGCGAUACGAGAAUCCAUAAGAGAAAGUCAAAGUGAACGGGACAAUAACUCGGCAUCCGCGUUGAGUCAGAAGUAUAUUAUAUAGAAAGAUGAAUCCGAUGAAAUAUCUAACGUCAUGUCUUGUAAUGCUUUUCUUUUUCUACAUUGAUAAUAUUCAAGGUCAAGAAAUUCCAAAGCACGGUAAGGUUGUUGCUUGUUAUGUCGCUGGUUGGGCAAGGUAUAGGCCUUCAAACGGUAAAUUUACAUUGGACAAUUUAAAACCACAACAUUGUACACAUUUAAUUUACGCUUUCGCGGGCCUGAAUACAACCACUUGGGAAAUAAAAAGUCUUGAUACAUGGGCUGAUAUAGAAGAUGGAAUCGGUAAUUACCAAAAAAUGUCAGAUCUUCAUAAAAAUUAUCCAGGAUUAAAAGUUUCAAUAGCUAUUGGUGGUUGGAAUGAAGGCAGUGAGAAUUAUUCUAUUCUUGCUCAGGAUGAAAACAAACGAAAAAGCUUCAUUAAUAGUAUUUCAGAAUUUCUUAAAAAGUACAAAUUUGAUGGCGUCGAUUUAGAUUGGGAAUUUCCUUCUGAACGAGGUGGUAAUUCACAAGAUAAAGACAAUUUCUCCUUGUUGAUUAAAGAAUUAAAACAACAGUUGCCUCAAAAUUCUAUAUUAACUGCAGCUAUAAGCGCAAAUAAGAAAAUAAUCGACAAGGGAUACAAUAUUUCAUAUAUUUCAAAAUACCUCGAUUAUAUACACGUUAUGACAUAUGAUUAUCAUGGUUCAUGGGAUUUAAAAAUUCUUCCGAAUGCUCCAUUAUACAGCAAUAAUGAUGAAAGCGUGAAUGCUACUGUGAGCUAUUUACUACAGUUAGGAGCACCAGCUAAGAAACUCGUUCUAGGUUUACCAAUGUACGGACGAACAUAUAUUUCGAAUACGAAAAUUUCUCCAGGUGAAAAUCCUACUGGAAUGCCCUGUGGAAAAGAUGGUUUUAAUGGGUCUUAUACUCGUCAAAAUGGAUUUAUGGGUUAUAACGAAAUCUGUGAAGAAGUAAAGGAUAAGAAAUGGAUUUCCGGAUGGGAUAAUGACAGUAAUACACCAUAUGCAGUAAAUGAAGACAGAGUAAUUUUCUACGAUGAUUACAUAAGUUUAAAAACGAAAGCAUUGUAUGCUAAGGAAAUGAAUUUAGCUGGUGUGAUGAUUUGGAGCAUCGAUACCGAUGAUCAUAAUGGAAUUUGCGGAACUGAUUACAUAUUGAUGAAAUCUAUCAAUAAAGCUUUUAUCAAUAAAGUUUCUACCGAUAAAACGUCUUCCCACAAAGUAUCAAUAGUACUUUAUGCUAUUGUUAAUAUUUUAAUUUUUAUAUCAUUAUAAUUCAAAAAAAUUUUAAAACAGAAGACAAUAAAUUUUGUUUUCAUAUAGUUACUUAAAUUACCCGCAAAUUUGGCCAUAAAUGAUACUAUUUAAAAUAUAUUGUAUUGUGAAUAAAGAAGAAUAUAUAUAUUAUAUAUACAUAUGUUUAUGUGUGUAUUAUUUUACUGACUGUAGUAAAUUCCUGUUUAACUAAUCGAGUAGGCGGUAAUAAUAAACUCUUAUUUACCUACAAUCUAGUCGGAGAUAGUAGAUUCUUGUCUUAUCAACUAUUCCGUCGGUGACUGCUGAUUCUAAUCUGUUAAAUUACACAUAACAUGCUGUAGUAAUUAUUUAAAUUAACAAUAGUACAAUUGUUUAAAAUUAUGAAACAAAUUAAAAACCUCUUUAUAAUCA